GAGCCUCAAAUUGCAAUGUUUUGUGGGAAGUUAAAUAUGCAUGUGAACAUUCAGACUGGGAAAUGGGAACCUGACCCAACAGGCACCAAGAGCUGCUUUGGAACAAAAGAAGAAGUUCUUCAGUACUGUCAGGAGAUGUAUCCAGAGCUACAGAUCACAAAUGUGAUGGAAGCAAAUGAGCCGGUCAGUGUUGACAAUUGGUGCCGGAGGGACAAAAAGCAGUGCAAGAGUCACAUCGUGAUACCUUUCAAGUGUCUUGUGGGUGAAUUCGUAAGUGAUGUUCUACUCGUUCCAGAAAAGUGCCAGUUUUUCCACAAAGAGCGGAUGGAGGUGUGCGAGAAUCACCAGCAUUGGCACACUGUAGUUAAAGAGGCCUGUCUGACUGAGGGGAUGACCUUAUAUCGCUAUGGCAUGCUGCUGCCGUGUGGGGUAGACCAGUUUCAUGGCACUGAAUAUGUGUGCUGCCCUCAGACAAAGACUGUUGAAUCGACUGUGUCAAAAGAAGAGGAGGAGGAUGAGGAGGAAGAAGAGGAAGAGGAUGAAGAGGAAGACUAUGAUAUUUACAAAAGUGAAUUUCCUACCGAAGCAGAUUUGGAGGACUUCACAGAAGCAGCUGUGGAUGAGGAUGACGGGGAUGAGGAAGAAGGGGAGGAGGUGGUGGAAGACCGUGAUUACUACUACGACACCUUUAAAGGCGAUGACUACAACGAAGAGAACCCUACCGAACCCAGCAGUGACGGGACGGUUUCAGAAAAGGAGAUUACUCACGACGUUAAAGCUGUCUGCUCCCAGGAGGCGAUGACGGGGCCCUGCCGGGCCGUGAUGCCUCGUUGGUACUUCGACCUCUCCAAGGGAAAGUGCGUGCGCUUUAUAUAUGGCGGCUGCGGAGGCAACAGGAACAAUUUUGAGUCUGAGGAUUAUUGUAUGGCUGUGUGUAAAGCGAUGAUUCCUCCAACUCCUCUGCCAACCAAUGAUGUUGAUGUGUAUUUCGAGACCUCUGCAGACGAUAACGAACAUGCCCGCUUCCAGAAGGCUAAGGAGCAGCUGGAAAUACGGCACCGCAACCGAAUGGACAGGGUAAAGAAAGAAUGGGAAGAGGCUGAGCUUCAGGCCAAGAACCUCCCGAAAGCAGAGAGGCAGACUCUCAUUCAGCACUUCCAAGCUAUGGUUAAAGCCCUAGAGAAGGAAGCAGCCAGCGAGAAGCAGCAGCUGGUGGAAACCCACCUGGCUCGGGUGGAAGCUAUGCUGAAUGACCGCCGCCGCAUGGCUCUGGAGAAUUACCUGGCUGCCUUGCAGUCCGACCCACCACGGCCUCAUCGCGUCCUCCAGGCCUUGCGGCGUUACGUCCGUGCUGAGAACAAAGACCGUCUGCAUACCAUCCGUCACUACCAGCAUGUGUUGGCUGUUGACCCAGAGAAGGCAGCCCAGAUGAAAUCCCAGGUGAUGACACAUCUCCAUGUGAUUGAAGAAAGAAGGAACCAAAGCCUCUCACUGCUCUACAAAGUACCUUAUGUAGCCCAAGAAAUCCAAGAGGAAAUCGAUGAGCUGCUUCAAGAACAGCGUGCAGACAUGGACCAGUUCACGGCCUCUAUCUCAGAAACCCCCGUGGACGUCCGGGUGAGCUCCGAGGAGAGUGAUGAGAUCCCACCAUUCCACCCCUUCCAUCCCUUCCCGUCCUUACCUGAGAACGAAGACACUCAGCCGGAGUUGUACCAUCCAAUGAAAAAAGGAUCUGGAGUGGGAGAGCAGGAAGGAGGACUGAUCGGUGCUGAGGAGAAAGUGAUUAACAGUAAGAAUAAAGUGGACGAAAAUAUGGUCAUCGACGAGACCCUGGAUGUUAAGGAAAUGAUUUUCAAUGCUGAGAGGGUUGGCGGCCUGGAGACAGAGCCGGAAUCCGUGGGGCCACUGCGGGAGGACUUCAGUCUGAGCAGCAGCGCCCUCAUCGGGCUGUUGGUCAUUGCAGUGGCCAUCGCCACGGUCAUAGUCAUCAGCCUGGUGAUGCUGAGGAAGAGACAGUAUGGCACCAUCAGCCAUGGGAUUGUGGAGGUUGACCCAAUGCUCACCCCAGAAGAGCGUCACCUGAACAAGAUGCAGAACCAUGGUUAUGAAAACCCGACCUACAAAUACCUGGAGCAGAUGCAGAUUUAA
Puma concolor (puma) is the source of this 2148-nucleotide messenger RNA. The record is from RefSeq and is a predicted model, not a curated record. Lineage: Eukaryota; Metazoa; Chordata; Mammalia; Carnivora; Felidae.